Nerophis lumbriciformis (worm pipefish) is the source of this 678-nucleotide messenger RNA. The record is from RefSeq and is a predicted model, not a curated record. NCBI's taxonomy places the organism in Eukaryota, Metazoa, Chordata, Actinopteri, Syngnathiformes, Syngnathidae.
AUGAGCAUGAACUAUCCAACACCGGGUCCCACGCAGAGGUCAACGUCAUUUUUUAUAGAAGACAUCUUAUUGCACAAGCCCAAGCCGUUGAGAGAGGUUAUUCAAUCGCCUUUCUGUAGCACCGUGGCCUCGCGUAUGCCGAUCCUGGAGUAUGGGUACCCAUUGAUGCCAACGCCAGUAUUGGCCCCGCAUCCGCACCAUCCGCUCCACAAACCGGAACAUCACCAGUACUUCUUUACAUCUGGAAUGCAGAUGCCGGCCUUGUUCCAGCACCACGCAGAUUUACCGGGGAAGCAUUGCAGACGCAGGAAGGCAAGGACGGUUUUUUCCGACUCGCAACUCUCUGGUUUAGAGAAGAGGUUUGAGAUCCAGCGCUACUUGUCCACACCUGAGAGAGUGGAGCUUGCCACUGCGCUUAGCCUGUCGGAAACGCAGGUGAAAACGUGGUUCCAAAACCGGCGGAUGAAGCACAAGAAGCAGUUGAGGAAAGCCCAGGAUGAGCACAAGACACCCGGACAGAUGGAGAGAUCGGUAGAAAACUUGAGUGAGAGUGAAUUGACCGAGAAGAGCGGCGAGGAACUGAAAAGACCAACAGAGCGGGACACAUAUUUGCUAGAAGAAAACGACGACGAUGUGGAUAUUGAGGAUGACAUUUGCUCUCCGGAUCAUCUCCUAUAG